UGAUCGCAGUGACUGAAGUUGUGGAAAAUGGCGGAGACGGUGGAUGAGGCGCUCUGACCCCGUUCUAGGAGGGUGUAAUGGCGUCCUCUCACAAUGUGGUGUUACUGGUAGACGCCGCGGACUCGUCCCUGAAGAGCCGGGUCAAGCUGCUGUCCUUGCGGCUGCUGAACUUCUUGACGUGCCGUGCAGGCCUCGGCCAGGUCCGCUGGAGUUACCGCUUCUUGAAUUCGCUGGGGGGCCGGUGUAGGCCGCCGCGACGCUCCGAGCUCCGAGAACUGGGCCCCCGCAGCUGGGAUGAGUUUGAGGAGGAGCUGGAGGCCUGCUGGGAGCGGGCCCGGAGCAGCCGCAGCUCGAGUACGCAGAGCUCCCGGGCCUCCCUCACACACACCGCGCUCAUGGACACCUUGUCCGACUUCCAGUGGGACCGGCCGGACAUCACGUCUCCAGCCAAGCCGGCAGUGCUGAGGGCCCGCCGGGGAGGGCGGCUGAUGGCUGCGGAGGAGGCCCUGAAAGCAGACUCCGCCUCGGAGAUGAUGGCCAGCCCCGGCUGUAGGAACGCGGUGUUCAUCCUGUCUCCGUGCCCCCACUCCCGGGCACAGCUCACAGACUUCACAGCCCCCGGGGAGGAGGAGGCCGGCCUCCAGCAAGUGACGGACAAGCUGCUGUCCCGGGCCCUGCAGAACAUGGUCAGCAACAAGAGGGUCACCCUGUACUGGCUGGACACCUGCGACUGGGCACAGGUGUGGCAAACCUGUGAUCAUUUUGGGUACUGGACCAUGGUUGAAUUAAUGCAGCACGUUGGUGGCAAGAUAAUACCAUCUGAGUGUUUACUGGAGUCCUGCCAACAAGCCCCAGACCAUCCAUUCUCCUCCAGCAUGGUGCUAAAUAUUCCCUCUGAUUCUGUGCUGGCUUCACUUCUCAGCAGUGAGAUGGAGCAGGCAUGCUGGUUUCCACAGCAGGAUGGAGUAGUGACCUUUACGACACCUGAUGUGAAUGAUCCGUGGGAAUGUGCAGUCACCUUGGAACCAAUUUCAACAACCCAAAAGCUUAAUACAAAUGUACUGAGCAUCCAUUUAAAAGGCACCAUACAGAACUGGAAUCCGAAUCAAGCUGGGCCUCUAAGAAUGGAAAGCUGGCUGCUGCAGAGCGUGUCCAGCAGUAGUCAGUCUUCAGGCCUGCACUUCAAGCAUCUCCUGAACGCUGCCUUGUCUAAUGGACUAUUCUUGGUUGCUGAUGUAUCUGCUCCUAAAGAUUUGCUGCCCAGAACAGGCAUUCUCUCUCCUAUUGCUGAAAAUGCUGCUGUUCUUAAUGUGAUCUGUAGUGAUCCGUCUGAGAUUGACAGACUCUGUGAUGAAACUGAUCAAGACGUCUCUUCUGAUCUUCCCGAUAUUGUAAAUGCUGUUCUUAGCCAUGUCUUUAGUACUGAAGAAAACACUACAUCACCUGAAGUCUUAAUGCCAGAGUGGAUUAAACAAGAACUGUCUCAGAGUAGUCACUGGAGCUCCUCUGCUAUUGAAAGGUGGUACCCAUUAUCUGGACUGUCUGGUGCCAGCAGUAAUCUGAUGGAAUCAUUUCGGUUGAUAAGUGCAGCAUCUUUUGAUCAAGAUGACCAGAAAAGUGACCAAGAAGUAGCACAUUGCCUCUCUGAAAUUUACCAGAAGAAAACUGAUGAGUCUGGCACUACAAUACAAGGGGAGAACCAAAAGAAGCGUCUUCCUCCUACUCCUAUGAGACAGAAGAUGAAAACGAUGCCCCGUGCAUUGCAAAUGUUAAAUGCUGCCAGAUUAAAUUCAAAGGCACAGAAAUUGCAACCUGAAGGUGCCCCAGUUGAGAAGAGUUCUCAGGCCAAGAGGAGAUCUUCAGAGAAGCCUGAAGGAAAGACAAGGAAGCCAACAGGUUUCAAGUCCGAAGAGGAGCUUUGUUCCUUUUUAAUUGAGGACCAUGAUAAAAUGGUGUCUGGAGAAGAGGAUUCAUUGCUGUCAUUUGUCCGGAAUGCCUUAACCACCAUCAAGUCCUUCUUGAAAUCAGUCAACAGUAAAGACAUAGAGUCUGACUGCAUGGACAAGGUCAAACUUCUACUGAAGACCAGUAAAAUGAUAAGACAACUAUAUGGGCAAAAUCAGAACAAAGCAGCUAAACUUAGAGAAUGUCAAAUUCAAGCAUUGCUAAGACUGGAAAUUUGUGUACAGUGUCCAUCUGUCCAAACUGAUGAAGAUAGGCUGGAGCAAGUUGUUGAAGAGAUUACAGACAUGCUCCGAAUUAUUUCAUUGACAGAAGAUCCCUCAUAUUUGACCCAAUUUUUGUCUGGAGUCUUGAAAGAGUACAUAGGAAGCAUUCCCAAAAUUUUGGCAGAUAUAUAUUUCAGUCUGGGUACACAGCUUCCUGAACAGUUGAAAUUGGUCCUUCCUGCAGAUGUAGAUGAUUCAUUUAUGUUAGAUGGGAAGACUCCCGGGUAUUCUCAGUCCUCUAUCUCAAGGGUUCCAAGUGUGCCUCCAGUAAUAAAUGAAGAGGAUCAGCUCGAAGAACUGCGAACCAGAUCCGCUAAAAAGAGAAGAACGAGCACUAUGACAAGACAUAGAAGUAUAGCAGAGCCCUCACAGAGUUUGAGGCAGAUUGAACUACCAAAGAAGCCACUUACCAGGGAGAGCUCAAGCACUAAUCUUGUUGUAAUGGUUGAGAAAUUAAAAUUGCCUCUGCCAGCACAGAUCCAGAAAGAUGGUGAAGUAACCAAAGUAAGAAGAAAUUUAUUUGUCCGAGAGAAUCUCUCACCAACAAGAAGUAGUAAGAUGCUACGAAGCCAGUCUGUAUCGGCAGUGGAGGGCCUAAAGCAUAAGCGUAGCAAGAGUCAUGAUGAUACUAAAGAUCAUUAUAAACUGUUGACAAAGAAAGUGACAGAAACGCCUGCACACAAACAAAUGUCCAACAGGCUACUGUACAAGCAGAUUAAAGGCCGGCGCAGUGAGUCUACAUCAGAUGUCAGUGUUGUUGAAGAAUCUCCAGAAAAGGAUUUAAGAGAACUUGAUGUAAGGAGAAGUCCACGCCUUAAGCAGCUGGCAUUUGCAAGGAGAAACUCUUCUUUUUAUGCAUCACAGCCAAAAUCUCGUAAUCUGGAGAGAGUCCACUCUGCCACCCAGCAGAUGCUUACUGAAGUAGGCAGCGAAACCCAGCCUGAGGCUAAAACUCCUAAACGCUUGCUAUUUGGAGAGAUGUUGGGGCUCAAUAGUCCUCCAACACGACGAGCGAGAAGAAAACUGUUGGCCGAAAUAGAUCCUGGUAGCAAUAAGGUAUUGGGAAAGUCUCAGAAGUUAACUCCAAGAAAAACACAAAAGGAGCAAUCAACUGAAAAUAAUAAAUUCCUACGAAGAUCUCCACGUACACCACGCACACCAAGGACGCCUUCCAAAACUCCAGUGGAGGAGAAAAGUGUGGCUAAAAACUCGGGAAGGCUUUUCUCACCAUGUAAACUAGUGGAAAAGACUCCCUCUAAAUCAGCUGAAAGAAGAAGCGAGCGUUUGGCUCAGACAACACCUAGCACAAGCUGCUCACCAGUGAUUUGCUUAAUUUCACCAUUAAAAUCUAUAAGGCAGCCAUUUACACCUCGAAAGGAGGUAGUGGACAGGUUUCAAAAUCAGGUUUUCAAAAGUCCACAGAAAACGCCUCAGAAGGAUGCAAACACUAGCACACCUGCAAAGAGAACAUCUAUUUCUUGCACACCCAGGAAGUCUCCUAGAUUACAGAAUUUAAAUGUACAGUGUGCUACACCAACUAGGUGUGUACUUGGAACGCCGCAGAAGGUGUCUGAAACCCCAACACCAAAGAAACGAGCAAAGAAUGUUGCAUCGGUGUUACCAUUUACAGUAGAAUCCACUCCUGAAAAGGCAACUUUCUUCUCUCCUAGAAAAGCUGCAGACUGUUCUCAAUCACAAUCUGUGAAGACAUCUAAUGUAGACAUUCUGUCCAUGAGACCUUGUCCGCCUACACUAAAAACUCCUAGAAAAUCCAUCCUUAAAGAUGUUAAACCUAGUAUUCAGGAAGAUGCAGCUACUCGUGAAUACACUUUUCACGCUAUCAGCAGCAAAGCCCUUAAAGAAGCAGAUGAAGGUCCAGUAAAACUAGGUUUGCCAACUACAUCCAUUUUGCAAAAGACUUGUGAAGCUGCUAAGGUCUUGUCUCCUCCAGUUCUAAAAAGCUCUUCUAAAUACAAACUUCUGUCACCUAAUAGCAAACUUGAGCCUAUUGUGUUGUGUGAAAGGAUAGAUUUGUCCUCAUUGGAGAGCUCGGAGGGUACCCAAUCUUUUGUUAAUACCUCUCAGACGGAUGACAGUAUUGACAUAACUGAAGCUAAGAUUGUGCCAACAGAAAGCUGUGAUCUUAAGAUGAAAGUUUUAAUCAAGAGGAAAUCUUCUGAUGCAGGUUUAUUGGACCGCUUGCCAACCACACCUAAAGAUGGGGGGGAUUCUUUGUGCACGUCACCUUAUGGACUACGAUGUACUGUCGACAGAAGGCAGAGAGAAGCAGCUGCGCGUCUUGGAACACCACAGAUUCCUGCUAAGUUCUCGACUCCAAAAAGCCAGAAGAAACUCCAUCUUCCUCCCGUUUAUGAAGUUGAACUUGAGAUGCAAGCAUCUGGUUUACCCAAGCUUCGAUUUAAAAGAACAGACUCUAAUUCCACUAUUGAUAUGGGUAUUUUGCCAAAAACUACAGAGUCUCCGAGCGGACCUCGGUGUAAAAAAGGAAAUGAAAGCCCUUUUGGUGAGAAGUGGUGUAAUAAGCAUGCUAUGAAGUUGGAGUCUGCUUGUGCUUCUCCUUGCAUAAGAUCGUCCCAUAAUACACCUGGAAAAAGUGGACUGCAAACAUUUAUCUGCCAGACAUAUACACCAAAAAGGAGCACUUCCAAUACUGCUUCUCCAUCACAGACAGAGGCUGUAAGUCCAUUGACUCCAUCACCAAAAUACAAAGAUAAAAAUGGCAGUGAUGUCAUUAAUAAUUGGCCCCGGAAGAAGAAAGCAUUUCCAGUCAAAUCGGCUUGUGUUCUUAGGCAAGAAAAGGAUCAGGACUAUGUAGGCAGUGCUCUGUCAGGAGAGGAAGGCAGUCUAGAACAUGAAGUAAAUCAAUUUUCCCCUUUGGGAGACAUCAUAGUAGAAGGCGUUUCCAAGCUUCCUGAGCAGUCACCAGUCUUAGAAUGGAAAGGUCAAUCUGAAAUUGGGGCCACAUUAUUUAAAUCUAGAAAGCGAUUCUUUGAUUUCAUGUCUCCGACAAAAGACGAACCGAACUGUAAACGAUCCUGCACGUUGAGUGGUGUCUGUGAGGACAUAGAAGAAUAUGUUGUCUCAAGUCAAACACUGUCAUCAGAUAUGAGCUCCUCACAGCAAAGUUCCUGUGAAGAUGAAGUCUUCGGUAUUUCAACCUUUACCCCACCAAAUAAAGUAUUGAAAAAUUCUUUGUCAGCAAGCGGUCUUUUGGCCCUAACACAUUCACCAAUGCUGUUUAAGGGGAAAACUCCUUCAUCUAAAAGAAAGAAACAAGAUUGCGAGUCUCAAAGUAGCACUCCAGAAACAAAAAGACCAGCUCAUCAGGCUGCUAACAUGGAGGACUCUCCUUUCAGGCAACUAUCUUCAAAACGUACCAUAAGCCGAACAUAUACAAGGAAAAAUCUCAUUACUUGACGUGCAUUGAUUAUAUUUUUUUCUGAAACUCUGGCAGUCCAAAAGGUUAGGAAAGCCAUGGACAUGCAAUAACUCCUAAUCACUCAGAUGAUUGGAUUCCAGGAGAAGAAUCUAAUGUCUGGCCGGGUUUAUGAUUCUGUAACAGUGGAAGUGUAGCUGCAAGUGACGUGAUCAUAAAUUACACAGGAAGAGAAUGCAUCCUGUAAUGCAUGGGGAAUAACACCCUCCUUUAUGCAGAGGUUUGUGUAUGUUCUCUAUAGCUUCAUAUUUUUUUUAUAUAUUUUUUUUUUACCUCUGAGAGGAUGUAAACGUGUGUAAAUAUUUGAACAAGAUUUAUCUUAAUGUAUCAAUGUGUUUGUCAGAAUUUGUGUGUUUUUGGACAGAUGUGUAGUUUGUAUAUAAAGCAGUGUUAAAAUCUAUAUAUACCAUAUUGGAAAUGUAAAAUUUUUAAAUAAGGUACUUUUGUAACA
This is a messenger RNA of Bufo gargarizans (Asiatic toad), 6136 nucleotides long. RefSeq names its product TOPBP1 interacting checkpoint and replication regulator (gene TICRR). Gene Ontology annotation, molecular function: chromatin binding. The coding region runs from base 78 to 5666 and encodes 1862 amino acids. Lineage: Eukaryota; Metazoa; Chordata; Amphibia; Anura; Bufonidae. The record is from RefSeq and is a predicted model, not a curated record. The transcript is spliced from 22 exons. Gene Ontology annotation, cellular component: nucleus. Gene Ontology annotation, biological process: regulation of DNA-templated DNA replication initiation; DNA replication; response to ionizing radiation.